Messenger RNA from Anopheles cruzii, 1443 nucleotides. RefSeq names its product chitinase domain-containing protein 1. Gene Ontology annotation, cellular component: extracellular region. The record is from RefSeq and is a predicted model, not a curated record. Gene Ontology annotation, biological process: carbohydrate metabolic process. The transcript is spliced from 4 exons. Gene Ontology annotation, molecular function: oligosaccharide binding; chitin binding. Bases 55 to 1266 code for a protein of 403 amino acids. Lineage: Eukaryota; Metazoa; Arthropoda; Insecta; Diptera; Culicidae.
UCGCAGCACUUUCUAGUCAGUGACGUCGUCGGCGGUACGUUUACCUUCUCCAAGAUGCUGCUCCAGAGGCCAUCGAAUCGGCUUAUUGUGGCCUUCGUGGCGGUUUGUACGCUCGUGAACCAUGUUGCCUUCGCUACACUGUCCCCAUCUGAUAAGACUAAGGCCAAAAAGGUGAAAGAAGUGAAGCUGAAAGUUGGCCCUCAGCCUGCGAACGUGUACGAGCGCGGCCUGGUACAGGGAGAGCCCUCUGCGAAGGACAUAAUCGUGGAGAACGGGGCGUACUACGAGCAUACGUCCAACAAGCUGUUCGAUGGCAAAGUUCUAGGCUUCGUAACGCCGUGGAAUAAUCAUGGAUAUGACGUGGCCAAAACAUGGGGCGCCAAGUUCGAUUACGUGUCACCGGUUUGGCUUCAGGUUCUGCGGAAAGGUCCCAAACAGUACGAAAUCGCCGGAGUGCACGACAUCGAUGAUGGAUGGGUGAAGGAUGUCAAGAAAGCGGGCUCAUCGAUUAACAAUCGAGUCGUGCCACGGGUUCUCUUCGAUCGCUUCACCGAUCGCGACUUUUCACAGCUACUAACGUACCCCGAGGAACGGUUCAUCGUUGCGAAACUCUUGCUGGCCACGGUCCGCAAGCACAAAUUUGAUGGAUUCGUGCUGGAAGUUUGGUCACAGCUAGCGGCGCGCGUCGAGGACAGUUACCUGACUGGGUUGGUGGAAGAAAUUUGCACCACACUCACCGCGGCUUCGUACGACUGUAUCCUUGUGAUUCCGCCGGCACGGAAAGAAACGUACGAUCUGUUCUCGCGCAAGCACUUUGAAGCGCUUGCCCCGUUUGUGACGGCCUUUUCGCUGAUGACGUACGACUUCUCCAGCGUGCAACGACCGGGGGCCAACGCACCACUCUAUUGGGUCCGGAACGCUGUGCUUCACAUCUGUCCGGAUGGGGCGGAGAACUUGGCAGAAAAGCGUGCCAAGAUAAUGUUGGGCCUCAAUAUGUACGGUAGCGAUUUCACGCCCAACGGUGGCCAACCGAUUGUGGCCCACGAGUUUUUGGCGUUUCUGAAGCAUCUGAAAGGCCACCUCACGUACGAUGAGCACGAUGUGGAAAAUUUCUUCGAAGUGAAGACUUCCAACGGGCGGCACAUGGUGUUCUAUCCGACACUGUUCUCCAUCGACGAGCGCCUCAAGCUGGCGCGGGAACUAGGAACGGGCCUGUCAAUUUGGGAGCUCGGCCAAGGGCUGGAUUACUUCUACGAUCUAUUCUAAGGUGGCUCUAAGAGGAGCUUUAAUUACCACACCUGACUCCCUGGAAUCAGUAAUUCCAGACCGUUCGCAAGCAAUACAUUAUGGAUGAAUAGUUUUAUUUGCUAAACAAUAUUUUCGUGAUCCUUAUUAUUAGUGCAUUAAUUAUCUUAAUGCAAUGUUUAUGGGUUUAUUUCGAUA